AUAACUCAAUUCAAAUAUUGAAGAAGCGCGAAACGUAAGCUUCUGCUACAUUUUCUAUUUUCAGUUUAUGUUUACAUAUUUUUGAAUGAGAAAAUGACAACAGAUGUGUUGUUAAGUAACAUUAGCAGUGAUACAAAUAUUCUCAAUGCAUUUAGUUUUGAGGAAUAUAUAUCUCCUUCUGUAUGGGCAUCAUUUAUUAAAGUUGUUAAUGCCUCACUACUUCCUGAGCAAACCUAUGGCGAAGAUAGACCUUCAGAGGAUAAUGAUUUUGUGUGUUUUCGUGAAAAAGUAUUACAUGGACUUGAAGCUUUGUCAAAUUUUAUGAAUAAAUAUGCAACUUCCACUGUACCUCAAAGUUUUUCCCGUGAUGCCAUGGUUGGGCUACUGAUACUCUAUGCAGAACAUUCUUCUCCUGAGAUAUGGACAUCAAAUGACAGUCGAAACAUACUUGCGUCUUGUUCAAGGGUGCUUUGCUCGAUCUUUGGCUGUACAUCACCUUCAGAACUCCUUCUCGGACAGUGUCAAAACACAAACGGACCUUGCUUUAAACAGGCUCUUUUACUCCUCCGACCAAAACUGUUGAGAAACUCAUGGCGUAAACACCCAGGAGCAGUUGCAUCGUAUAAGUGGCUAUUAUUUCAAGUUUAUGCACCCAAUCUUUCUGAGUAUUUAGAUGUUGUGUCUCCAACAGCACUUAUAAUCCUAGAUGAUCAUGACAUUGAAAGAAGGCUGAUUGGGUUGGACUGUGUUUCGCACAUAAUAGGUAAUGUGACGCGUACUGAAAUGUGCCAACGGGGACUACACACAGUAUUUUAUGAGGCCCUUGCACCCUUGCUGUUGCAACAUCAUGUCCAACAGAUCGAGCCGACUGUCUCCUGUCUCAUUAAAUUACUCAGUGUUACGGAACGAGGAUACACUAGAAGUACUGAACCAGGAAUGUGGGACCAGUUUGAUAAAACAAUAAGCACACUAAUUGACCGAAUGGUAAUUGAAGAUCAAAUACCGCUGCGGCUGGCUUACAUCAAGUCCUUGGGACCUUUAAUGACAGCAAUGGGUCCCUCUGUUAUAAGGUGGAGCAAACCUCUGUUAUCUGUUUUUGAUGGAUAUCUGUCUAAAGAAUCCUUUGAUACUAGGGAAUAUGCUUUACAGGCUUUGCAAUCCUUCUUGAAUCUCACAGCUCUUAGAAUUAACAAAAAUGGAGAUGCAAUACUAUUCUUACUACUGCGAGCACUGCAAGACAUAUCUACUGAAAUUAAUGAAAAAUCAGUGCAGCCUAUAAUACCAGAAUUAAUCAAGGAGAAUAUUAUCCUUAUCAAGAAAUUAGCUCCGGCUGAAUUCAAGAGUGUACAGGAAGAACUAAGCCAGCUCUCUGCAAAUUCAUACAUGAAAAAUUUUCUUUUGGGAAUCAGUGCAGCAUAACGUUUGAAAGAACAGCUAAUACUGAUGUUCAUCAUGAAAAAUGUUUGAAAAAUAAAACAAGUAAAUUAUAAUAAGCAGAUA
This is a messenger RNA of Frankliniella occidentalis (western flower thrips), 1500 nucleotides long. Its product is annotated as TELO2-interacting protein 2-like. The transcript is spliced from 5 exons. Gene Ontology annotation, cellular component: nucleoplasm; cytosol; centrosome. The record is from RefSeq and is a predicted model, not a curated record. NCBI's taxonomy places the organism in Eukaryota, Metazoa, Arthropoda, Insecta, Thysanoptera, Thripidae. Bases 94 to 1419 code for a protein of 441 amino acids.